Rubroshorea leprosula is the source of this 1818-nucleotide messenger RNA. NCBI's taxonomy places the organism in Eukaryota, Viridiplantae, Streptophyta, Magnoliopsida, Malvales, Dipterocarpaceae. The record is from the annotation of a GenBank genome assembly.
GCACGGAGGCAUUUAUUGCUUUUCCUGUUCCCAUUUUCCCCCUCACUUGUUCACACUGCCCCAAGCAGCCACAUUUUCUUCUCUGAUCCAUCACCGGCGACGCUGAAGCAGCUCCUUUUGCAGAGUCGCAUCGCUGUUUCUGACGAUUGAUUUCGCGGAAUUCUUCUAAGGAGAGCGACAGCUGAACGGUUUAUUUAGAUAAUUGUAUCGAGGCUUUUUUGUUGUUGAUGUACGUAAAUGGAAUUCUGAACUGCUGGUGACAAUAAAUUGAUUGUACGAGUGUGGUUUGCUUUUGAGUUUAUUUUGCUCUCUGUGGAAGUAACGGGAAAGCCAAGAUGAUCAACAAGCCGCUUGUGUUAACUUAUCUGUACUUGUUGAUCUACAUUUUGCUUUCCUCGGGAGUUAUAUUGUAUAACAAGUGGGUGCUGUCUCCAAAAUACUUUAAUUUUCCACUCCCAAUAACACUUACCAUGAUUCACAUGGGAUUCUCUGGAGCUGUAGCAUUUUUUCUUGUUCGUGUAUUCAAGGUUGUAUCUCCUGUCAAAAUGACAUUGGAGAUAUAUGCAACAUGUGUAAUACCAAUAAGUGCCUUCUUUGCAUCAAGUCUCUGGUUUGGUAACACUGCUUACUUGCACAUUUCUGUGGCCUUUAUCCAAAUGCUUAAAGCUCUAAUGCCAGUGGCAACAUUCAUCAUGGCUGUGUUGUGUGGCACUGACAAACCAAGGUGUGACGUGUUCUUGAACAUGGUGCUGGUCAGUGUUGGAGUUGUCGUUUCCUCAUAUGGGGAAAUUCAUUUUAAUGUAGUGGGCACAGUUUACCAGGUUACGGGCAUCUUUGCUGAAGCUCUUAGGCUGGUCUUAACUCAAGUCCUUCUGCAAAAGAAGGGCUUGACCUUAAAUCCCAUUACAAGCUUAUAUUACAUAGCACCAUGCAGUUUUGUGUUUCUUUUUGUGCCUUGGUAUUUCCUGGAGAAGCCUGUGAUGGCAGUUUCACAAAUACAGUUCAAUUUCUGGAUCUUCUUCUCCAAUGCUCUUUGUGCCCUGGCUUUGAACUUCUCCAUCUUCUUGGUAAUUGGGAGAACUGGAGCAGUUACCAUCAGGGUUGCUGGUGUUUUAAAAGACUGGAUACUCAUUGCCCUUUCAACUGUUGUAUUUCCUGAAUCUACAAUAACUGGGCUGAACAUAAUUGGUUAUGCCAUUGCUCUCUGUGGUGUUGUCAUGUACAACUACAUAAAGGUCAGGGAUGUCCGUGCAUCUCAGCUACCUUCUGAGAGUAUUCAAGAAAGAAUCACAAAGGAUUGGAAAUUGGAAAAGAGGUCAUCCGACCUGUUCACUCCUAGUAACAGCAGUGCUAGUGUUUGAGGAAGAGGUGAGGGGAAUUUUGCUGCUUCUGAAUUAAAAGUCGAUGAAGAAGCCCCACUAAUUUCACCAUCAAGGCUAUCUCAAUAUUGGACGUUCUCAGCUAGGCAACCAUACUGCAUGAUAAUAUAUCAAGGUUCUAGUUUAGACAAAGAUGCAGAAAUCCUGUUGAGUUGAGUUGAGGAAAACCAGAAUGCAAUAGGAAGCCAGUUCACACAUUCUAACCUCUUAUCUCAACGGAAAAUAUUCAUUUUUCGAGUGAUUAGAUAUUUCACACUCAAAGAAAAGAGCAAUUGGUUGUAAUUACUUUCAUUUGUAGAAUCCAUGAUUUUUUUUUUUUUUUUUUUUCUUGGUUCAGCAAUAUAACCUACGGAUGAUUCUUACUUUCAUGAAUGGUGGCACAAAACAUGAGCUCACCAUACUGUAUUCAAGUCCUAUUUGACUGUCAGAAAAAUCCUGG